This is a messenger RNA of Octodon degus (degu), 2726 nucleotides long. RefSeq names its product solute carrier family 25 member 27 (gene Slc25a27). The transcript is spliced from 8 exons. The record is from RefSeq and is a predicted model, not a curated record. Gene Ontology annotation, biological process: response to cold. NCBI's taxonomy places the organism in Eukaryota, Metazoa, Chordata, Mammalia, Rodentia, Octodontidae. The coding region runs from base 548 to 1528 and encodes 326 amino acids.
CCCGUGCGCUUGCCAGGGAAGCACUUAUUCCACUGAGCCAUCUCCCCAGCCCCCAAAAGGUCUAUUUCUAAUUCGAAAUACAAAGACAGUUUUCUACAGAUGUUUUUCGAAGACCAUGCACAAAACUUACCAGUAGCGGACAAACACUUUAAUAUAUCAUUUAACUGAAAAAAUAUUGAGCAUACAACCCUUGUGCAUGAAAGAAAAUAUUAUAAUAUCUGUUAGAUCGUCUAUGCCACAAACAGGCUCAUUGGUAUCUGCAGGCACCCAUGGAAUUAUGGCAUUCAGGCUUCAUUUUAUUGUAGUAUGUAAAAAUAUAUAGUUCACUUUCUAAAGUCGGAUUUUGAAUACCAUGGCUGCAGCUGGGUCCACCACAGAAAAUAGGUACUUUAUUUCUCAUUGGCAAGCAAAGUUUUAAAGUAGAUUUUAGUCUGAACUUUCUGAAUUACAAACUCAAGGGUUGUCACACUUUCAUUGUUUCUUUCUUACUGGUAAUCUGGGAUAAUCUGGUGCAGUGAUUGUUACAUUUAGGAGUGCUCAGAAUCAAAUGACUGUAAGCUCUCAUCAGUUUUGGGAAAACAUUAGUCCGAUGCCUUUAGAAUUUGUUGUUGGUUUCUCUGAAUGUUGUGGGGGUUUUCCCCUCAUGUGUUCUUUUUUGUUAGCAACCUUUCCCCUCGAUCUCACAAAAACUCGACUGCAAAUGCAAGGAGAAGCUGCUUUGGCACGGUUGGGAGACAGUGCAAGAGAAUCUGCCCCCUAUAGGGGCAUGGUUCGCACGGCCCUAGGAAUUGUCCAGGAGGAAGGCUUUCUAAAGCUCUGGCAAGGAGUGACACCCGCCAUUUACAGACACGUAGUGUACUCCGGAGGUCGGAUGGUCACUUACGAACAUCUCCGAGAGGUUGUGUUUGGCAAAAAUGAAGAUGAACAUUAUCCCCUUUGGAAAUCGGUCAUUGGAGGGAUGAUGGCUGGUGUUAUUGGCCAAUUUUUAGCCAAUCCAACCGACCUAGUGAAGGUUCAGAUGCAGAUGGAAGGCAAACGGAAACUCGAAGGGAAGCCACUGAGAUUUCGUGGUGUGCAUCAUGCAUUUGCAAAAAUCUUAGCAGAAGGAGGAAUUCGUGGGCUGUGGGCCGGCUGGAUACCCAAUAUCCAAAGAGCAGCGCUGGUAAACAUGGGAGAUUUAACCACUUACGACACAGUGAAACACUACUUGGUUUUGAAUACACCACUUGAGGACAAUAUCAUGACUCAUGGUUUGUCCAGCUUGUGUUCGGGACUGGUAGCGUCUAUUUUGGGAACACCAGCUGAUGUCAUCAAAAGCCGAAUAAUGAACCAGCCACGAGAUAAACAAGGAAGGGGGCUUUUGUACAAAUCGUCGACCGACUGCUUGGUUCAGGCUGUUCAGGGUGAAGGGUUCAUGAGUCUGUACAAGGGCUUUUUACCGUCUUGGCUGCGAAUGACCCCUUGGUCAUUGGUGUUCUGGCUCACUUAUGAAAAAAUCAGAGAGCUGAGUGGAGUCAGCCCAUUUUAAGCCCUUACAGAUACAGUGCUCAGGAUACUGAAUGUGGGCAUCUGCAACACAUACCCCCUAUUAUUUCUACCUCUUUAGGAAGACACUACUCCACUGAGACUGUGAUUUAUAGGGGGCAGCACUUUGUUUUUCCCCUGGAAACCCAAGUUCUCUUUGACUCCUCUUUUUGUCUAAAAGUGAUCUAGUCCGAUCUCACAAGACCACCCGGUGAGAGCCAGCACAGUGUUCAUAAAGAAGAAGAGAACCCUGGCCACUCUCACCUUGGCAGGAAGGCCUGGCCUCUGACACUGCUCUGUGCGAGGAGGCGCUUACCAGGAAGAGGAGGAGCAGGCGGGCACCAGCCUCUGGGAUCUGGGCAGACGGCAGGGACCUGGAGCAAUAUAUGCGCAUAUGUACAUCUAUACACACCAGUGCGUCAGAAGUGUACCCCACCUGCUGCGUCAGUGUUUAUAGCCGAAGUUCAUCCACGUGCUGUUCUGUUGUUAAAAUGCAUAUGGAAUGAACUAAAGGGAGGCAAAUGAAAGUUCAUGAAUAAACAUUUUGAAAUUCCCUCAUAUUGAAGGAAGUCCAUGUGCCUUUCCUUGCAAGGAGGAUGAAUGAAGUCAAGUUGAGAUGGUGUUUGUGUUUCAAGGACAGAUGAGGUUGCUGUCCCUGCGGUCAGUAGGGUGGCACUAAUUCAUCUCCACACUUGCCAGCAGUAACUUCCCGACAGCCGCAGACCCGGGAUCCUUGGCAACGGUUCCUCUUACGACUCAGACUCGCCACCAGCUUGCAGGACUCCUGACCUGUGAUCUACAAGUCGUGAUCAAAGCAUAGCGGUGCAGGUCCUCUUACAAAGGACCUUUUGCUGCCAGCAGCCCUUCAGUGGUAUUCAAAAGCAAGAGGAGAAGAAGCCAGCUAGCUCUGUGGGUCCUUAUCCCUCCCCUGACACUAGUGGCUCCAAGAGAAGAAGAGCGGAUGAAAACUCAGAGCAUCACCCACUGAAUCUCAGCCUGAUAAAGCGUCUUGCCUGAAAUGAGAUUAAACUGGCACAGUCAUGUCUCCAACCUUCAAAUUAAAUUCCUUUUCUUAUUUUAGAAAGGUAAGUGAUCUUUCCAGGUUCACCAGCUCCACUGAAUCUCAGAGUGACAUUUUGGGGGUGGGGAGAUAACCUGUGGUCUAGGCACCUACAUGGCAGGUGCAAGGACCUGCGCUCGAU